AUGACCCAGGUGAUCGGCCAUCUGGCGCCUGGUCGGCAUGGGUCGUCGCCGUCGGACAACGAGGCCGACAAGAAGGGUGCGAAAAGGGCGGGCGACGGAGAUGAUGCGUUGAGCUUGAAGCGGAGCAAGGGAGCCGAUGGGAGCCGCGGCGUCGGCCAGGUGGGUCCAGGCGGCUCGCGGAGCAAGGGAGCCGAUGGGAGGGGAGGUACGAGCGUGGUCGACCAGCUCAAGAAGAACGGGGCCAAGGUGAUAAGGACGCACAGCAAGGGCGAUGGAAUCAGGAGUGCGGAGGGGGGCCCUGCCGACCAGGUUGCCGCUCAAGAGGCUGGACCAACAGCCCCGCCAUUGGUCACCGAGAAGCCGGCCAGUCUAGCGACCGCACCAACGGCGAUAGAUGGCGGCGCCAAAACCGUGAAGGGACCGUCCGGCGGAGUGGCGGGGACCACGUCGAUCCCCCGCAAACCCCCUGCGGCUAGCAGCGCGCCGGUCGCCCCGUCAGCCGCCAACAACGAUGGGCCGUCCCUUGCGGCUACUCCAGCACCAGCAGGCACGUCUGCCGCCAAGGUUGACGCGGUGGAUGCUGCGGCUAACCGCGCUGGUCCGUCCGCCCCAAAGGCGAACGCGCUCAGGGAGGUGCUCAGCCGCAUGGAGACCCAUCGACAGGACGUGCAGCAGCCUCCCGUGGUCGGUACCGCGCCGGCCACAACAGCACGUCGCUCGGUCACUCCCCAGGUCGCCGCCACAACGUCCAGUGCCCCACCUACCGCGCCUAUCAUCGCCGCCCGUCCUCCUGUGGACCCAAAGUCCGCGUUGCUUCGCGCCCGGUUAGGCGCACGUACUGCGGCUGCGCCAGCACGGGCUCAGCCGGUAUCCAGCUCAUGCGCGACGCCGACGUCGGUGACCGUAGCUGCACACACACUCGGUGCGGCUACUGUCGAGGCGGUGGCGGAGAAGGGCGUGAGUGCAGCGCUAGCCACGGGCGGCAGAUCAGUUGACCCUGCACAGGCGGCGAAGGACCACAACGACGCCGAUAUCGCUGCCAUCCAGGACCUGUUGGAAGCGGUAAACCGCCCCAAGCAGCCCCCUGUGCUGGCCAUCUUGGACUCGGCGAGUCCCACCGGUUGUACAGCGGAGCCAAAGACGACCACUGCUGCGGUCGGCGCGGGAAAGUCGAAACGGAAGGGGACGGUCGACGCAGGGAAAGCGAGGCCGAGCUCGAAGAAGAAAACACGGGCGACGUCGGCGAUGGUGAAGUCGGUGGAGAAAGGACAGGGGAUGGCGACGGCGAUGGUGGAGAAGGAGGAGGAGGAGGAGAUGAAGAAGAAGGAGAAGGAGGAGAAGGAGAAGGAGGAGAAGGAGAAGGAGAAGGAGAAGGAGAAGGAGGAGAAGGAGGAGGAGGAGGAGAAGGGGGAGGAGGCGGAGGUGGGGGAGGAGGAGAAGGAGAAGGAGACGGAGGAGGAGGAGAAGGAGGAGAAGGAAGAGGAGGAGAAGAAGCUGGAGGAGGAGGAGGCGGCGACGGAGGAGGAGAAGGUGAAGGUGAAAGAACGGAAGGGUCAUGGCAUCCGCCACGACACCAUGGGCGACAAGCAAGGGUGGGUGGGCGAGAUUAAGGUGGUCGGGAACGAGAGCAGAUACAUCGGCAAGUCCCGCGACAAGAUGGAGCUGGCGUACCUUCACUCGAUUGUGUACCUCCUGUACGACGGUUACGUCAGCAAGAUCCUCAUGGCCGAGCUCACCGGCUUGGAGGAAACAGUGAUGAAGCAGUGGAGGGCGGUGUGGAAGGAAGUCCGGUUCUUGCCGACUGGGAUGUGGACGGUGAUAUGGGCACGGGGCGCGUUCCUCCCAAAGACACGGUUCGAUGAUAUCCUCGGGAAGUAUCGAGCGUACAAGACAUCAGGCGAUGCGCACCACGAUGCGCUUUUGCCCGCGAUCUGGUUCCCCGUCAAUGCCGACACGAAGUCGGAUGCAAUGAUGUCGGCCAUGAUUGAUCGCGUGUCCAUGUGCGCGGCGUAUGGGAUGGUCGCUGCAUCCGCGGCGAGAAUGGAGGGCGACACGGAUCAGAAGACGGCGAAGGUCGCACAGGCGCUGUCGGCCUCCGCUUGCGCCCUGUGGUGCUUAGUCGAUGGCGACGGCGCCCAGGUGGCUGAUGCUGUCCGCGAAGGGAAGGCGGCGGCGAUGUUGGUCGGCGCCAGCGAGACUACCGCCGCCGAGUUCAAGAAGGUCAUGACGGCGGUUCUGGAGGCCGCGAUCAGCAGGCAGCAACCCCUUGGGGAGGUUGCGCACAACGUCGCACCGGCGCUGGAGUCCACCGCUCUGGCCAAAGCCUAUCCGGGGUUGGAUGUUGAAGCCGAGGCCAAACUGAUCGCACGAGCGACGGUGGAAACCCUCGCGUUCUGGGGAAUGUGCCCCGUGGAUGGGCCGAAACUCAGGAAGAUCGGCAUCGCGGUGCCGCUUGACGCGCAGAUGGAGUACGACAUCAAACACAGGGGGAGGAAGAGGCCGAGGGGCAAGCAGGGCAAGGACAGCUCGGGGAAGAAGGGGAAGAAGGGCAGAGCGGGCAAGGACAGCACGGCGGCGUAG
Closterium sp. NIES-65 is the source of this 2580-nucleotide messenger RNA. NCBI's taxonomy places the organism in Eukaryota, Viridiplantae, Streptophyta, Zygnematophyceae, Desmidiales, Closteriaceae. The record is from the annotation of a GenBank genome assembly.